Ochlerotatus camptorhynchus is the source of this 3232-nucleotide messenger RNA. It is a transcript of the gene Glut1, whose product is annotated as Glucose transporter 1. NCBI's taxonomy places the organism in Eukaryota, Metazoa, Arthropoda, Insecta, Diptera, Culicidae. The transcript is spliced from 19 exons. Gene Ontology annotation, cellular component: membrane. Gene Ontology annotation, biological process: monosaccharide transmembrane transport. The coding region runs from base 106 to 2985 and encodes 959 amino acids. Gene Ontology annotation, molecular function: hexose transmembrane transporter activity. The record is from RefSeq and is a predicted model, not a curated record.
AAGAAUCGUCCAUCCUUUUUAUCAGCAGCAGCAGCGAAAUUUUUAAUCCUACUGGUGGAUGCUCGAAAUGGCUGGUUGGACUAUUAAGCCGGCCGUCUCCAUGUUAUGGCGGCAAACGGCGACCCUUCGAUGAUCUCUCCUCCGUCUUCCAUCUCGAACGGCCCGGAGCCACAGUUACCGCCGUUACCACCGCCGUUACGUUCGACGCAAGUGUUACAACCGCUGUCAGUGUUUCCAGUUGCAACCUUGAGUCAGGAAGCCACGUAUGAGUAUGUCUUUGGAGGGCCGCUGGACUCGCAUGCCCUGUCAUCAACGCUUAAGCUGACCUCGCCUCCAAUACGACUGCGCCCUGAUGUCUACCGUUCCCAAUCGAUUGACUCGCAGCGCAGCAGUGGCGUAGACGAUGGGCGAUCGUCGUCCGCUCAGCACUCACAGCAUCACCGUUCAUCCCGUGCGAGUUCACUUAAGCGAUCAGGAUACAUAGGAAACGACGGAACCGCUUCCAUUGGCUCCCGCAAGAGCAAUCGUAGCGAUGGGGAGGAUGAGGACUCACUGCGUCAAUUGCUUAUCGAAUUGCAGAAGCAGGUCAGCGUGAUGAGCAUGAAUCUGUCGGCGAAGUUAGACGAUCUGCAGCGGGGUGACCGGCACUUCGAGACCACGGUCGCCCUCUGCGAGAUCCGAACGCAACUGCAGGAGCUCACCAAAUCGGUGGAGAGCUGCCAGACCGAGGUCUCGGAGGUGAAACGUGAUAUGGUACAAAUCAAGCAUGAGCUGGAUACCGUGCAACAGGUGAAGGAAGAGAUCGAAGAGCUGCGGGAGUACGUGGACCGGCUGGAGGAGCACACGCACCGGCGAAAAUUACGCCUUUUGGAGCAAGGUCUGACGUUCUUCCUGACGUAUGCCAUCUUCGCGGCGGUCCUCGGGAUGCUCCAGUUCGGUUACAACACCGGCGUCAUCAAUGCUCCCGAGGUCAACAUCGAGAACUUCAUGAAGGAUGUGUACAAGGACCGGUACGGGGAGGACAUCAGCGAGGAGUUUAUCCAGCAGCUCUACUCGGUGGCAGUGUCCAUAUUUGCCAUCGGCGGUAUGCUUGGAGGAUUCAGCGGGGGCUGGAUGGCCAACCGGUUCGGGAGGAAGGGCGGCCUGCUGCUCAACAACGUGCUCGGUAUCACGGGUGCAUGCCUGAUGGGAUUCACGAAAAUGAGUCAUUCCUAUGAAAUUCUAUUCCUCGGACGAUUUAUAAUUGGUGUCAAUUGUGGCUUAAACACAUCAUUAGUACCAAUGUAUAUAUCUGAAAUUGCUCCAUUAAAUUUAAGAGGUGGUUUAGGUACCGUUAACCAAUUGGCUGUGACCGUAGGAUUAUUAUUAUCACAAGUACUCGGUAUAGAACAAAUUUUAGGAACAAAUGAUGGCUGGCCCGUGCUGUUAGGGCUCGCCAUCUGUCCAGCUUUAUUACAAUUAAUACUCUUACCUAUUUGCCCCGAGUCACCUAGAUAUUUACUAAUUACGAAACAGUGGGAGGAGGAAGCGCGUAAAGCCCUUCGGCGGUUGAGGGCGUCCAAUCAGGUAGAGGAAGACAUCGAAGAGAUGCGUGCCGAGGAGCGCGCGCAGCAAUCGGAAAGUAGCAUAUCGACGAUGGAACUGAUAUGCUCGCCGACGCUGCGGGCGCCACUCAUGAUCGGAAUUGUGAUGCAGCUGAGUCAGCAGUUUAGUGGAAUUAAUGCCGUAUUCUACUACUCAACAUCGCUCUUCAUGAGCUCAGGUCUAACGGAGGAAAGUGCUAAAUUUGCCACAAUAGGAAUCGGUGCAAUAAUGGUUGUGAUGACACUCGUAUCAAUACCACUAAUGGAUAGAACCGGUCGACGAACACUGCAUUUAUACGGAUUAGGUGGAAUGUUUAUAUUUUCAAUAUUCAUAACGAUAUCAUUUUUAAUAAAGGAGUUUUUUGGUUACGUGCAGGAAAUGAUCGACUGGAUGUCCUACCUGUCGGUGGUGUCAACGCUUGCGUUCGUGGUGUUCUUCGCCGUCGGGCCAGGCUCGAUUCCGUGGAUGAUUACUGCCGAGCUGUUCAGCCAGGGGCCGCGGCCGAGCGCGAUGGCGAUCGCGGUGCUGGUCAACUGGAUGGCGAACUUCGUUGUUGGAAUUGGUUUCCCAAGUUUAAAGACUGCCUUGGAAAAUUAUACAUUCCUACCGUUUAGUGUAUUUUUAGCAAUAUUUUGGAUAUUUACAUAUAAAAAGGUUCCUGAGACCAAAAACAAAACGUUCGAAGAAAUUUUAGCACUAUUUAGGCACGGGAAUGGAAGAAACCUUCGUGAUAGUAGACUGUACGGGAGUAUGCUAAACUGCGUAAAUAACCUGGAGCCGCAGAGUAUGAACUCGGGCAUCGAACGUGCCGCGCUGAUGAUCUCCGAGGAAAAGACCCAGCACGACUCACUAUUCGGAACAUCCGGUACGCUGGACGGCGAGAUGGGUCCGUAUCCGGUGGGAGAUGGAAACCUCCUGGGGCCGUCGUCCAGAGUGUUCGGAACGACGGGUACGCUGGACGGAGAAAUGGGUCCCUACCCGGUGGGCGACAGUACCACGCUGCUCGGCACGCAGUACUUCGGUACGACGGCACUGACCGGGUACGGUACCGAAGCCCUGACAAUCGGUUCCGGCCGGCUCAACUACGGAUCGACGGGACCAACCGUUAGUACAACUUGCUCACCGAUGCCAAAGAGACGAACGCCCGGCGUUAGCCGGAGGGCUCCCGCGGGUGGUGGCGGCCGCGGGGGCCACAACGACGAAGGUGGAGGAUGUUCCGCCGGCAGUGGGGUAGCCGUUCGGGACAGCUUCCGCCGACAUUCGGCCCACGGACGGAUAGUGAGCUCAGCUGCAUCCGAGCGUUGUGCCGAAAACGCAAGAAAUACUCAAAUGCGAACUGCUACCUGUGCGCCCCAUCACCAUCAUCAGCAAGUACCUGUCUGCCAGAACACAGGGCCUUGACUGAAGACCACCGCCUUGACCCCUAGCUCGUUUGCCAACUCCCAGUACGUCAGCAUCGAGCAUGACGACGAAGAGGAGGAAACAGCCGCCGACGACGGUAGAACAUCCGUAUCAUCGAAGCAUCAUCUCCAUCAGCAAUGCAGCGGCAGUAGCCGCAACACGACUCCGGGCGCGGCCCGGAAGUGCGACAGCUUGAGCAGAAGCCGAACCAGUCUGCGCAGUGAAACUGCCAGCAGUUCGGGUCACA